Molecule: messenger RNA, 720 nt
Organism: Prunus avium (sweet cherry)
Lineage: Eukaryota; Viridiplantae; Streptophyta; Magnoliopsida; Rosales; Rosaceae
Source: RefSeq, a predicted model, not a curated record
AUGAAGAGGACUCGCAGAGUGACUACUGAGGCUUCAUCAUCUCGACCUGAUAGACAGCGUCCUACAACCUCAACGAGGAGACAGAGAGCGGCUCCCCAAGAUCACUUUGAGGAUACUACAGAGGUUGAAGAUGUAGCUGCUACUCAUGAUAGUAAUGUUGAGGUACAUGUUGAGCCUACUGAGCCAUCUCGAGUAGGUCCCAUUGAUCCAUGUUUACUUACGAGUUUUAAAACCCACGUAGCAGCUACAAUUUGGAAUAACCAAGAACAUGAGCUCCUUAGGUGCAUGUCGAAGACAUCUACCCUUCUUGAGUGGAAUUGGUGGGGUAAUCCAAAUAAUGGUAUAUUCAAAGGGUACAUUCAGAGGUCUGGAUUAGAGCAACUUAUUAGGUGUUCUUAUCGGAAUGCAGAUAAGAUUGUGGUAUCUACAUUCGUUGAGAGGUGGCAUCCCAAAACGAACACCUUUCACAUGCCUUUUGGUGAGAUGACCAUCACAUUGGAUGAUGUGUCAUCUAUUUUAGGCAUUCCUGUGUCUGGUGCAGUGGUUGCUCCGCUUGAAGAUGAUAAUGACACAAAUUUCGAGUUGCUAGUUAAUUACUUAGGAGUGACUGAUGAAGAAGCUACUGAACAAUUGCACCAAUACAGUGAUGAGGUGACUAAAAUAUCUCUAGGUUUCACCAAACUCUUAGACAUGUCCAUCAACAAGGCAUUCUCCUCUUGA